Strongylus vulgaris is the source of this 543-nucleotide messenger RNA. The record is from the annotation of a GenBank genome assembly. NCBI's taxonomy places the organism in Eukaryota, Metazoa, Nematoda, Chromadorea, Rhabditida, Strongylidae.
AUGAUCAAUAUGCUUCAGGCAGGACGCGCUGCUGAUGCGGAGAAGAUUAGCGAAUUGCUACUGGAUUAUCGUGGAUUAUCAUUAGUUACAGGAGGACAAUUAAAUCUUACACAACAUGCUACUUUAUUCAAUAUAUUCUCGCAUUUUUCAUCUAGCCUGAAAGGAGGGAGUUUGGGAACGGGACCAGCUGAGGACGCAUCAGUCGCAGGCUUUAAUAUGGCUGUCUCUGGAUCUGUUGCUGGGGAUUUAUUAGAACAGGCAUAUGCGUUGGUAGAAAGGAUCAAAGCAGACCCCACAAUUGAUUUCAAUAAUGACUGGAAGUUCGUCAACAUAUUCAUAGGGUCAAAUGAUCUGUGCUUUGUAUGUCAGAAUGAAUCUAUUUACGGAGCUGCUCAGUACGUAUACAACGUCCGCAGCACUCUUCUAUACCUUCGAGAUAACCUUCCCAGAACAUACGUCAACCUUCUUCCACCGUUCCAUAUCGAAAUCCUUCUCGAAACCCACAAAAAUAAUGAUGCGUUUUGCGAAGACUUCCAUAGGUAA